Molecule: messenger RNA, 1942 nt
Organism: Magallana angulata
Lineage: Eukaryota; Metazoa; Mollusca; Bivalvia; Ostreida; Ostreidae
Exons: 2
Coding region: 206-1639 (477 amino acids)
Molecular function (GO): zinc ion binding
Source: RefSeq, a predicted model, not a curated record
AAAAUCAAUGAAAGCCUGUAGACUGUAUUUCAUUUUCAUUACAAGUAAAAUAUCUAAUUGCUGAAACAGGCCAAGGUUUAUUUUAUCACAACUGCAGGUGAAACGCCUAUAAUAAGUCUAGAGGGAAAUAACAUCGUUUAUUGAACAAACAGCUGACGAAAAAAGUUAAAUCUACAAUGUCCAACCAAAUUUAUGGUGUCUGACCAUGGAUCCUCGUCGUUGUGCCCAGGACGUGUUACGGUGUCAUGUCUGUAAGACACAUACCUCUUUGCACUGUGAAAUUUGUCAAAUACAUUUGUGUAAAGCCUGUGUUGGGGAUCAUCUUUCAGAUGAAUCAAAAGUCCAUAAAGUGGUGCCAAUAAAAAGGCGAGAAUCUACUUUUACAUGUUCUAAACACUUAAAACAAUGCGUGAUUUACUGUGAGCAAUGCGACAUUCCUAUUUGUGUGCAAUGCAUUUCUUCUGGUGAACAUGAACAGCAUAAAAAAGUGGACAUUUUGAAAAGUUUCGAGAAGAAAAAAGAAGUAUUGCUAAGAGAUCUAGAAGAACUGAAGAAAAUAAUUUAUCCACAAUAUCAAGACAUUAUUUUCAAAAUCCAGACAGAAAAAGUCGAUAUAAAUUUACACUUUGAGAAACAGAGAACAGAAAUUAAGAAGCAUGGAGAUGAUUGGCACAGAGAAAUAGAUACAAUAACCAAAAAACUUACAACAGACGUCAAUAGUAUGGAAUCCAACAGUUUGGCCGUCUUAUGUGGAGAGGAAAUUAACAUCACUUGCAUAAUGUCUGAAAUCACACAGUUUAUAACAGAUCUCCAAACAGUUUUAGAGUCCAAUGAUGUAAGUUUUACUUUUGCAUAUAAAUCCCGGAAUAGUGAUUUUAAAGAAAUACAUCCUUUACGAAAAUCGGCUGCACCAAGGGGUAUAUUUACGCCCCAAAAGAUCGAAAAAGAACAUAUCUAUCAACAGUUUGGUUCUCUCUUAUUAUCAGAUGAACAUGGUUUUGCAGUAAAUUUUGCUUCUCGUGAUUUUUAUCCGAAUGAAAGAUUAGAAACUGAAAAACCAGGAACAAUCAGAGAUAUAAAAACUGAACAUGAAGAAAUAAAUCGGCUGUACAGUGUGUGUUGUCAGAGUGAUCAUGAAGUUUGGACUUGCAGCGAUGACCAUAUCAUGAGACUCUUUAAUCUUCAAGGAGAAUUAGUGAAGUCAAUCGAAACCAAGUCAGGGAAUAAGCCAAAUGACAUUGCAAUAACAAAGAAAGGCUAUCUAGCAUAUACUGAUUACAUUGUUCAAACUCUGAACAUAGUAAAAGAAAAACAGAUACAGGAGAUAAAAUUAAGAAAAUGGAGACCCCAUGGUGUCUGUAAGACUGCCUCUGGUGACCUCCUGGUAAUCAUGGACAGUGAUAAUAACAGAGAAUCAAAAGUCGUGCGUUACUGUGGCUCAAAAGGAAAGGAGAAACAAAGUGUCCAGUUUGAUACAAACGGUCUUCCUCUGUAUUCACCUGGUGGCAUAAAAUACAUUAAUGAAAAUAGGAACGAAGAUAUCUGUGUGUCUUUCUGUUGGGCCGGUGCAGUAGUAGUGGUAAGCCGGGUAGGAAGAUAUCUCUUUACAUACAAUGGACACUCCACUACUGCCACCUGAUCAUUUAGUCCUUACGGCAUCACUACAGACAGCCAGGGUCGGAUCCUGACGGCUGACUGUAACAACCACAGUAUCCAUAUCCUUGAUCAGGACGGACAGUUCCUCCGCUACAUUGACAACUGCGAUAUAUGUUGUCCGUUCGGUUUAUGUGUGGACACCAACGACAAACUGUUUGUGGCUGAGUGGAAAUCUGGGAAAAUCAAAUUGAUUCAAAACUACAUGUUUUAGACACUGAUUAGUACACAUUUUUGAUGGAUACGUCUGUGCUACCCAUUUAAAAUGAUAUCAUUAUCUUCCAGGCGG